AUGAUGCAGCGUAUCAACAAGAAUGUUGUUUUGGCUGUGUUGACAGCUGCAAGUACCUUGUUUCUCCUGUUUCAGAUGUAUUAUUAUAGAUACUAUAUAUCUGCAAAGCAUGGACCUGCUUUUUCGAAGCUGAAAGGAACAUUAUCAGCACAAGACGGAACAAACUGGCGAGUGUGAAGAAUUUUUUAAAUCUGGCUUCCCAUCAUAAUGUCCCAGUAUUUCUGGUGGAUCCUGUGGUUCUGCCACUACUAGCUAAAGAUGUGGAACAACUGAGAAGCUAUAUGGACAGCACACCAUCUGAAUGUCAGUACUUCUGCAAGCAAAGAGAUGUCACUACAUUUGCACUUCUGGAUAAGAUGUGGGAACACAAAGUAGUUUUUUUUCGUGCUGCAGAGAAGAUGGGAUUUCAGUGGCACAAAUAUGAGGGGGGAGAUCCACGACUAGAAGGAAUGGAUGACUUGUCAGGUGUACAAAUACCUCUUCAUUAUAUAUUCAGGAUGGCAUCACAUACAAUCCAUUUAGUAGUGCUUUAUGAAAGAAGCGGCAACUACCUGUGGCAUGGACCUUUACGGCUGAAGAGAAAUAUGGAUAGAAAAUUUGCACCUUUCCGGAAGCUUCAAUUUGGUCGAUAUGCUGGAGCGUAUAAAAGAGCUGAUCUUAUCCAGGUUACUGCUGAUGGUCUGAAAUUGCAGAUCCCGAAAGAUCCAUCGCGAUUUUUAGCAGAAAUGUCUGAUUCAAGAUUUCUUGAGUGCAGAUACAGAGAAGCACGGUCCUUCUUUCAGCUGUAUCCUGAUGACUUGUCUCUGGAAGGGAUUGAUUUCCGUAAAAAGGCCAGAGCAUUGCUACAUCUGGCGGCUUCCACUUUGGAUGUGUUGGGAAUGAGCUUCUGGAUCAGCAGUGGUACAUGUUUAGGAUGGUAUCGACAGUGUAAUAUUAUUCCUUACAGUAAAGAUGUGGAUUUAGGCAUAUUCAUAAAGAACUACAAACCUGAACUGAUUCCAGCACUCCAGAAAGCUGGCCUGCCAUUAAAGCACAAGUUUGGAAAGGUGGAGGAUAGUUUGGAGCUCUCAUUUCUUGGGAGUGAUGAUGUGAAACUUGACAUAUUUUUCUUCUAUGAAGAAGCUGAUUAUAUGUGGAAUGGGGGAACACAAGCUAAAAGUGGCAAGAAAUUCAAAUACUUGUUUCCAAAAUUUACACUUUGCUGGACAGAGUUUUUAGAGCUGAAGGUUCAAGUGCCAUGUGAAACACUGGAUUAUAUCAAAGCUAAUUAUGGCAAAAACUGGGAUGUCCCUCUUAAAGUUUGGGAUUGGAAACACUCCCCACCCAAUGUAAAGCCAAAUGGAAUUUGGCCUCUGGAUGAGUGGGAUGAUGUCAUUCAGUUAUUCUAG
Molecule: messenger RNA, 1388 nt
Organism: Staurois parvus
Lineage: Eukaryota; Metazoa; Chordata; Amphibia; Anura; Ranidae
Source: the annotation of a GenBank genome assembly